Molecule: messenger RNA, 1756 nt
Organism: Nomascus leucogenys (northern white-cheeked gibbon)
Lineage: Eukaryota; Metazoa; Chordata; Mammalia; Primates; Hylobatidae
Gene: SLC17A4
Product: solute carrier family 17 member 4
Exons: 13
Coding region: 310-1641 (443 amino acids)
Biological process (GO): transmembrane transport; monoatomic anion transport
Molecular function (GO): transmembrane transporter activity
Source: RefSeq, a predicted model, not a curated record
UCCUCCCUCAGUAAGUAAAUGCCAGUCCCUAGGAAGAGAGAACCAAAAUGUCUACUGGACCAGAUGUCAAGGCUACAGCGGGGGACAUUUCCAGUGAUGGCAAUUUAAACAUGGCUCAAGAGGAAUGCCCCAGGAAAGGGACAGUGGAUGAAUUCUUCCCAUUGUUGUCAAACUAAUGUAUUUGGACUCAACCACAGGGAUAUCCCCAGAGCUCCUAUAGAACACUAGCAAAUUUUGUGCUUUUGUUCAGUCCGACAUGGGCUGGCCCUCAUCUUGCAGCUCUGUAAUUUUUCAAUUUACACCCAACAAAUGAACUUGAGCAUUGCCAUCCCGGCUAUGGUGAACAACACAGCCCCACCUAGCCAGCCCAAUGCCUCCACAGAACGGCCCUCUACUGACUCCCAGGACUACUGGAAUGAAACUCUAAAAGAAUUUAAAGCAAUGGCCCCUGCAUAUGACUGGAGUCCUGAAAUCCAGGGAAUCAUCCUCAGCUCCCUCAACUAUGGCUCAUUCUUGGCUCCAAUCCCCAGUGGCUAUGUGGCUGGAAUAUUUGGAGCCAAGUAUGUGGUUGGUGCUGGCUUGUUUAUUUCCUCAUUCCUGACCCUCUUCAUUCCACUGGCAGCUAAUGCGGGAGUGGCCUUGCUCAUUGUCCUCCGGAUUGUACAAGGCAUAGCCCAGGUUAUGGUAUUAACUGGUCAGUAUUCAAUUUGGGUCAAAUGGGCUCCCCCACUGGAAAGGAGUCAACUCACCACCAUUGCUGGAUCAGGGUCAAUGUUGGGGUCCUUCAUUGUUCUACUUGUGGGUGGUCUCCUCUGCCAGACCAUAGGAUGGCCUUAUGUCUUCUAUAUCUUUGGAGGAAUUGGCUGUGCCUGUUGUCUUCUCUGGUUUCCUCUCAUUUAUGAUGAUCCUGUGAAUCAUCCCUUUAUCAGUGCUGGUGAGAGGAGAUACAUUGUGAGUUCACUGGCUCAGCAGGACUGUUCACCAGGCUGGUCUCUUCCCAUUAGGGCUAUGAUCAAAUCCUUACCACUCUGGGCCAUUUUAGUCUCUUAUUUCUGUGAAUACUGGCUUUUUUAUACCAUUAUGGCAUACACACCAACGUACAUCAGCUCGGUACUUCAAGCCAACCUCAGAGACAGUGGGAUCCUGUCUGCCUUGCCGUUUGUUGUUGGAUGUGUUUGCAUUAUCCUUGGAGGUCUACUGGCAGACUUUCUUCUCUCCAGAAAAAUCCUCAGACUCAUCACCAUCAGGAAACUCUUCACUGCCAUUGGGGUUCUCUUCCCAUCCGUGAUCCUCGUGUCCCUGCCCUGGGUCAGAACCAGCCACAGCAUGACCAUGACCUUCUUGGUGCUGUCUUCUGCCAUCAGCAGUUUCUGUGAUUCAGGAGCCCUUGUUAACUUCUUGGAUAUUGCUCCUCGGUACACUGGCUUUCUCAAAGGACUGUUGCAAGUCUUUGCACACAUAGCUGGAGCUAUCUCUCCUACUGCUGCUGGAUUUUUCAUCAGUCAGGAUUCAGAGUUUGGUUGGAGAAAUGUCUUCUUGCUUUCAGCUGCUGUUAACAUAUCAGGCCUGGUUUUCUACCUCAUCUUUGGCCGAGCAGAUGUGCAGGACUGGGCUAAAGAGCAGACAUUCACCCACCUCUGAGCAAACCAAGAGAUGUGCUAGAUCCUGGUGCUUAAUUGAUCAUUGUAUUCCCUCACAGACAUUUCUCUUUCAUGCCUGCUUGACUGAUAAGCCAUUAACUAGACCCUGACUAUGU